This is a messenger RNA of Vicia villosa (hairy vetch), 363 nucleotides long. RefSeq lists its product as uncharacterized. Lineage: Eukaryota; Viridiplantae; Streptophyta; Magnoliopsida; Fabales; Fabaceae. Bases 1 to 363 code for a protein of 120 amino acids. The record is from RefSeq and is a predicted model, not a curated record. The transcript has a single exon.
AUGAACAUGAAAAUGAACAUCGAAUGGCAUGUUGGAGUUGUCCACUUUAUUGGCGCCACACCAUCACGCAAAUUUAAGCUUACCACGUACACCCCAAUAGAAGAAGUAUGUGUAAUAUUGCAUGAAUUUGUACCUUAUAGCGACAAUCUCAAAAUUGUGAAGAUCGAGUACCGCAUGCCAUCUGUUGACAAAGAUGGGAAGCUUGUACUCAUCAACCAUGAGCUGAAGAACGAUGCUGAUAUGCGGGGUAUGUGGAAUACUUAUACCAGUUUUGAGGAGAAAGUUCUGAUCGAGCUAGAUGCGACUAUUUCAAGAUCAGUCGAUGAUAUUAUCAUGAUGUUGCAACGUCCACAUAGACAUUGA